Protopolystoma xenopodis is the source of this 864-nucleotide messenger RNA. Lineage: Eukaryota; Metazoa; Platyhelminthes; Monogenea; Polystomatidea; Polystomatidae. The record is from the annotation of a GenBank genome assembly.
AUGACAAAGAAAGCACCUCAAAGCAAACAAAAUUUGGGAACUAAUUCUGAUGAAAUCAUAGAUGAGGAUCGGGUUAGGAUGGGCGUGACUUUUCUUGACGAGGAAGAGGACGAUGCGGAUGUUGAACAAGAGGGGGACGAUGAUGAAGGCGAAUGUGAUCACUCCUCUGCAGUAUCUUCUGCGUCAACGAAUUCACUUUUACGUACUACACGUAGCAUGACGCGUUAUGAACCCAGCCAUCCAUCUGCUGGAUAUUCAGGAAUUGCACAGAGUUUCUCCCAACCCCAGGUUAAAUCUAUGGAGGCAAUGACACGUGACAUGCCAGAUUUUCUUCAUACUUCUAAGCAGGAUCCAAUGGAUAAGCUCGAUGAUGUGGAACAAGAAUAUCAAAAUAAGAUAGUUGAAAACGACAAGGGCGAUGGGGUUGAGACUGAGGGUACGUGGAAAGAAAUUGAAACUAAAGAAGUUGAAAGGAUUACAAACAAUGAAAACCAGAAGAUAAGAGAGUCUGAUCAGACAAAUAACAUGGAGGAAGAGCAGAAGCUAUCUCGAAUCCCUGGUUCUCCGACAGAGCCUAACUCCAUGUCGAAACUUCCCGAACCGGCUUCUCCAUCUCUGCAUAUUACCCAGAAUCCAAAAGAUGAAAAUGCCUCGCCAGUCGUGUCAUCAAACUCUGAACUUGUGCUUACGUCAUCUCAGGUCGAUGGAAGCAGCACUGACAAAUCUCCGCUGGUAGUGCACACAGAUUCAGAAGAUAAUAAAAACAAUUUGUCCUCAACAAGCCAUGAAGAAGCCUUCUCAAUGUUAAAUAACACUUCGGAGAGCUUUCCUGUUACAGAGCUGGAAGGUGCAACGUCAUCAUAG